AUGCAUGGCGGAAUGUCCGGGAACGACAGCUCUUCGGAGACGUCCUUGAAUAUGAGGACGUGGAAGCUAAGGGUCUGCAAGUACGUGAUCUACUUUUUAUGGGUGAUAAACUUCAUUUUAAACUUUGCUGACAUUUAUACAUAUUAUCUCAGACUCAAGGAGCAUAUGGAUUGCUGGAAGUGUUUGUUCAGGUCCUAUAUGAUGAUCGCACUCACCGUAUCUGUUUUGAAGAUUCCGCUGCUUGUCGUGGCCCUACCAUUGGUAUAUCUCCAUUUGUCCAGCGAAAUUCGCAUAUAUGCUACGGUUCUCUUCUUAGCCACUUGGCUGCAAAUGAUGUUGACUUUCUUGCUAGCACAGGAGUACCAGGCUAUAGCCGAUGUGCUUCGAAUAUGGGCGGGCCAUAAAAGUUUGGAGUUUUUUGAAGUCAAUGCUAAGUGUUGCGGCGUGUUGGGUCCCGACGACUACAAGUUUAGCGAGAGGCUGACCCCCGCAUCCUGCUUCAAGAAUCGCAGUUUUAGGCAUAAGGACUUAUACCACGCUGGUUGCUCCACCCGCUCUAUAAAGCCGACGACUGUGCCCAUUCUCCAGGUGACCUCCGUGAUAGUCCAGUACAUAUUGGUAAUUUCGAUUGUGAUAUACCUGGUUAUCAUGAUUCGAAACAGGGCCCAUCGACGCACUUUGUGGUCCGUGCGUCGCACAGAAUUAUUGGGUACUGCUGAGCCUGCGGAACUGCGAUCUAGUCCUCAAGACUCCAAAAUCAGCGUGCUUGAGGGCUACUUCUCAGUUCCGCCCAGAACUUAAGCAGCAUUGGAUUCCAUGUGCGAUUGAAUUUCGAAUUCGUUUUACCCUGGGAAUGGGUAUUGGCAUUGGCGGGCGAGACAAAUUGGAUGCCAUGCUGCUGGCCAUCGUCAUAUUUCACGGACUGCAAUCAAUAACGAUAAACACUUGAGUCGGAAAUCCAAUGUCCAGAAUCCUAUCCAAUGGCAUGCAUAUGGAUGAGCCAAUAAAGAAAUCAACAAAGCAUGUCCGACGAUUGAAAAAGUAUUGCAAAUGCCGGGAUAGCCGGGGAUUCGGACACGGAAUUGGACUACAAUCCAAUCCGGACAAUAUGCAAAUGCAGCUAAGCAGAAAAUAUUCAAGGACGAACCAUCCCCAUUCACCACCACCCAUCCGCUCGAGUUUAUUUUCAUUUCGUGUACCCUCGUCCCGCGCAUAAAUUUUAUUGUUGUCAACAUUAAAUUCAAGUCGUGAAAAACAA
Drosophila suzukii is the source of this 1258-nucleotide messenger RNA. RefSeq names its product Tetraspanin 66A (gene Tsp66A). Lineage: Eukaryota; Metazoa; Arthropoda; Insecta; Diptera; Drosophilidae. Gene Ontology annotation, cellular component: membrane. The record is from RefSeq and is a predicted model, not a curated record.